Molecule: messenger RNA, 1268 nt
Organism: Triticum dicoccoides
Lineage: Eukaryota; Viridiplantae; Streptophyta; Magnoliopsida; Poales; Poaceae
Product: protein ALTERED PHOSPHATE STARVATION RESPONSE 1-like
Exons: 2
Coding region: 581-1024 (147 amino acids)
Source: RefSeq, a predicted model, not a curated record
CACUUGUCCUUGCUUGGCAUCAUUUUAUUUUGAGAAUCAGUACUACUUGCCCAAUUUCCAGUAGCUUGUUUUAGAUGUUCGAGAGCUAAAUCAGUGAUUCUCUAAGUACUGAACUGAAUCUCGCAAAUGCUUUUGGCCAUCAUAUGCCUCUAUCUAGAAAAUUCAAGUCCCUUUCCGUUAUGCUAUUAUGCCUCCCCACAAAAUUCUUGGAUCCCUCUCUCUUGCUACUUAACAUGCUGUGCAAGUGUACAACUUAUAUGUGAAUACACUAGAAAAACAUGAUAUGCUUUAUUUGUUCUCGUAUAAAUCCAACAAAGUAGUAAAUGCACUUGUCUUACAUAUAUUAGCCAGAGUGGGGUAACCUCUGCAAAUAAAUAGCAGGCAAUUUGCCUUCAGUAGCAAUGGUUCUGCAUAUAGAUACAAAAAAUGUUCGAUCUUUGCGUGUUAUUUUAUAACCUGUAAGACAGAAUUUCAUGUGCUGCUCUGUUCUCCGAAUAUUGGUAUACAACUGAUGUGAUCCUUCGUCGAAUAGUUUUAAACUUGUUCAGCUCAUUUGCCAUGGUAAAGAACUAAAGAUAGGAUGUUUCAUCGUCUUUCACUAAGUAAUCAUGAAAUGUCAGCUUUAUUUUACAGCUUUAAAGAUACAAAUCUUUGUGCUUCUUUGGUUGUAGAUAGGAAUAGUGCAUACAUGGCUUUGCAGAGUCAAUUUUGCCCUUUUAUCGUAUCAAAACUUACCACAUACUAUUAUGUGACGCUUUCGCUAACCGCACAAUCGACUGGGCAGAACUACGAGGGGCUUAAGCAGGAGCAUGAUAAGAAGGUGGGGCUGCUGACGAAGCAGGAGGUGAGGGGUGUGGACUACCUCAAGAUGGAGAAGAACAUGAUGGAGAUGGAGAGCCUCGAGUCCAAGAUGCUGGUGGCCACCCAGUCCAUCGACACCACCACCUCCGAGAUCAUCAGGCUCAGAGAAUCAGAGCUAUUCCCUCAGCUACUUGAGCUGGUUGCUGGAGGUGAUCGAUGCUGACUAGCACGGCCCGGUGGCGCUGUGCUCUUCAACCACUCGGAGACGGAUUUUGCCGUGAAGCCUGGUUGCCAUGUCGCAUAGAUGAUCGUCCAGGUGAUUUCGACACCGGAGGUCGCCGAGGUGUGAAGGACCUUGACGCCACCGUUCGAGGGAGGGAGGAUUCGAGUCCACCGACGUCUGAACUCCGAGCCUAGGUAGAUACAUCUAGAGAAGUGGUCUGUUUAGGUUGGUGGUAGACCACUAG